Colletotrichum aenigma is the source of this 681-nucleotide messenger RNA. RefSeq lists its product as uncharacterized. The coding region runs from base 1 to 681 and encodes 226 amino acids. The transcript has 5 exons. The record is from RefSeq and is a predicted model, not a curated record. Lineage: Eukaryota; Fungi; Ascomycota; Sordariomycetes; Glomerellales; Glomerellaceae.
AUGGAUAUGGAAUCUUUCAACGUCGACGUCAUUGAGGAUGGCGGCCCGCCCGGUUUGGCGCCCCAGGGGCAGUCUGUCAUAUCUUGUGCAGUGGCAUCGGCUGUUCUUUCGGGGAUCAUUGUUGGCUUGAGAUUCUAUGCGCGUCUAUCACCGGCGCGACUUUUGGGGUGGGAGGAUGCGUGGAUUCUGAUCGCAUGGAUUUGGUCCGCCUGCCAAUCCGCGGGGAUGGCUAUUCAAGCUAUCACUGGAAUGGGCGAGCGAUACGAGACUCUGAGUGUGCACCAACAGCAGACUUUCUUCAAGUGGUCGUACAUUACUAUAAUCUUCUACAACCUCGGACUGGCCUUCGUCAAGGUCUCUAUCCUGCUGUUGUAUCUGCGGGUACUACGAGACCUCAACUAUCGCAAAGCGUGCUACAUUGCACUGUCUCUCGUCGCGGUAGUCUCCACAUGGACGGUUUUCUCAUCGGUCCUAUUUUGUUUACCCUUUGAGAAGAAUUGGAAACCAAGUGCACCUGGGAAAUGUCUUGACAGGGGAGCUACCUGGUUUGCCAACGCCGCCAUCAAUAUUUUCACCGAUUUUGUGAUCCUCAUCCUCCCUUUGCCGAUACUCCCAAAGAUAAAACAGCCCCGCCAGCAAAAGAUCAGUUUGUACCUGAUAUUUGCACUCGGGUUCUUGUAA